UCGUGCCAUGUUUGCGGAAGUAAAUGAAGGCGCUUUGGUCUCAGUCAGUCGUUAAGCCUAGAAAUGGUCAGAGGUAUGGUGUAUCAGCGAUAAGAUAUAAUUCGCGCUGUGGUUCUGUCGUCGACGUUAAGAAUGAUGAAUUUACCGAAGGGACCUGACUCUUUGUGUUUUAACAAAGACGAGUUUAUGAAGGAUGAUUUUGACGUGGAUAAGUUCGUGGCGGACUGCAGAAAGCGCGUCCAGCUGGAGGAGAUGCGCCAGGACCUGGAGCACUAUUACAGGCUCCUCAAAACGGCCAUGGUCGAGCUCAUCAAUAAAGAUUAUGCCGAUUUUGUCAACUUGUCCACAAAUCUGGUGGGAAUGGAUAAAGCUCUCAACCAGCUCUCCGUCCCGCUUGGCCAGCUGCGAGAAGAAGUGCUGAGUCUAAGGUCAUCUGUCAAUGAAGUUAUCCAAGCUAUAGACACACAGUUGACCAAGCAAGAUGACAUUCAAAAGAAGAAGGUUUGUGUAUUAAGACUCAUGCAAGUGGUUCGAUCGGUGGAGAAGAUUGAGAAAAUCUUACACUCCCAAAAUGCCCAAGACACCACUUCUCUCGAAACAAGCAGUCCUCUGGUAGCGGGUCAGAUUCUCGAGCGGAUCGCCACUGAGUUCAACCAGCUGCAGUUCCAUGCUGUCCAGAGCAAAGGCAUGCCCCUGCUGGACAAAGUGCGCCCGAGGAUCGCUGGUAUCACUUCCAUGCUACAGCAGUCUCUUGAGGGUCUGCUGAUUCAGGGCUUACAAACGUCAAACGUGGCCAUUGUGCGUCACUGCCUGCGCACUUACGCCACUAUCGACAAGACCAAAGACGCUGAGGCACUGGUGGGACAAGUCUUAGUCAAGCCAUACAUGGAAGAGGUCAUAACUGAACAGUUUGUAAAGUCCAGCCCUAACGGCCUUCAAAUGAUGUACGCAAAGGUUCUGGAGUUUGUGCCUCAUCAUUGCCGAUUACUCCGGGAGGUCACCGGAGGGACCUUUUCUAGUGACAAAGCUGACAUUGUUCCUGGGUAUGACUUCCUCGUGAACUCUGUCUGGCCAGAGGCCAUUAAAGGCGUUGAAGGCAGAAUCCCUUCUCUUUUUAAUCCUGGUAAUCCAGAUGCUUUUUAUGAGAGGUACUGCAUUAGCAUGGACUUUGUGCGGAAGUUUGAAAGGCAGUGUGGAUCUCAGGCGAGUGUAAAGAGACUCCGAGCACACCCGUCCUAUCAAAGCUUCCACAACAAGUGGAACCUCCCUGUGUACUUUCAGCUGCGGUACAAGGAGAUUGCUGGGUAUUUGGAAAAUGCCACCGCGGAUGGAUUAAAAGCAGCUCCCGCUGGGAGCCACUACCGACUACAGGUGACUGAAGUGUUAUGGAGCUGUGUAUGCAGGUGUUGGGCAGAGCGCAUCUACCUGCCCCCUCUUGCUCAUCGGUUCUGGAAACUAACAUUGCAGCUCCUCUCCCGUUAUGCCACCUUUCUCACUGAGGUCCUAUUAAAAACUUCGCCUUCAGAAACCACCAAAGAAGUCACAAGACCUCUCCCAAGCUCCGCCUCCUCCACUUCGAGCCGCACUUCUCAGGACGCAGACAGCGAGAGUGGUGGUCCUACAGUCCUGUCCACCAGACAGCUUGUUUUCAUUGCUGCUGACGUGGAUCAGUUACAGGAACAGGUUCCUGACAUCUCUAAUAUGGUGAAGGAGAGAUUGAAGGAAAUUGGGUUCCAAAACCUUGGACUUGUAUCAGAUGCCUUGGACGACUCUAAAGCAGCUUUGUCCGGGUGCGUUCCAACACUGAACAGCAGAAUGAUUCAGAAUCUGACCGAGAGGAGCUUCCGCUUCCUGAAAAACGCAUCUGAAGUUCCCCGACUUUACAGAAGGACCAAUAAGGAGGUGCCCACCAGAGCCUCAGCUUAUAUGGAUAAUGCUCUGCAACCCCUACACCAGCUGCUCACUGACUCCACAGGAGUGGUGAAGGCCUCCAUCAUCCAGGAGUGGCUCCGUGUUGCCCUUUCAGACUGCACUCACAGAUACUUUGAGACCAUAUCUGAUGUGCUGAGCUCUGUGCGGAAAAUGGAGGAGAGUCUGAAGAGGCUGAAACAGGCAAGAAAAACGGCCACAACCAGCACAGCAGGAGCCAACAUUGGACCCUCAGACGACAGCAAGAUCCGUCUGCAGUUGGCCCUGGAUGUAGAGUACCUCGGAGAGCAGAUUCAGAAGAUGGGUCUCCAGCCAAGCGACAUCACUAUGUUCUCCGCUCUGCUGGACCUGGUGCGGGAGGCGCGGGAUCUCGCCACAGCAGAGCAGGCUGGCUCUUAAGGCUCACCCUUCAGGUUGAAGGGAAUUUCCUGGUCCCCAGCACUUCUGCAGGUAGAUGCUCACAGAGGUUACGUGGGGGAAAACAAAAAGGUUUCCCCAAUGUCUCACAGCCAUGUUUCUCUCAGUGCAGUUAUAAGGUAAAAAUCACAGACUUUCAAAAUGUGAGCUCCGCCUGUGAUGAAGAAGCACACUACAAGAAUGUGUCCAUGUGGUCAGAUAUUAUUUAUUGUUAAAUCGUAUUGGACAAUUUGGGAAUGAUAAAUGUUAAAUAACAGGGGUCGAAGGGAUUGAUAACGAUAUGCAACUUAAAUACUGAAUAUAAUAAGGAUUUUUUUUGGAGUGUACUGGCAGGGGCCUACUAUGCCAUUAUGUUUCAGAAACCAUUGAAAUGACACCUUGUGACUUGUGAAAAUGAUGUCAUAAGAUUAAGCACUGUGUGUCAGAAUGAAUUAAAUAUGUUUUCUGCCACAGAGCCUCCUCUGAGACAAGUGGCCAUGUUGAUGCUCUGUGUUCUCUAGAACAUGUCAGGAUGCUUUUUGCAUUUCGUGUCAACAUACUGUUAUCAUUCACAUGCUCUACUGAACAAAGCUGAGACUACUGUAACAUUUCAACUUGUCAAAGAUAAUAAAAGGCUUGGAAAGUUAUGACCCAUGUUGCUGCUUGUACUCUAGCCAUUGUAGGUUACUAAAGGCAGACUUGUACUUCUUGUUGAUGAGAGAGAUCAGAGGAGAAUGGCCAGACUGGUUUGAACUGACAGGAAGUCAAUGGUAACUCAAAUACCAACACUUUCAUCUGUGGUAAGCAGAAAAGCAUCUCAGAAUGCACAACACCAGCCCACUGAAAGUGGAAGGUUAAAAACUGGGGAAAAAAGACCAGGUGAUAGUUUUUCUGCAACAUUCUAUGUAGUUUUGGUGACUCUAUGCUGACUGUAGCCUCAGAUUCCUGUUCUUGGCUGACAGGAUGUGGUCUUUUGUUGUUGGAGCCCAUCUACCUGAAAGUGCGACACGUUGUGCGGUUGUAAAGUGUUGUUAUUUAUAUUACCGUAGAGUUCCUGUCAUCUCGAACCAGUCUGCCACUCACUGGACCCCCCCUACUUAAUUCUGUGUAAACUCUAGCAACUCUUAUGUGUGUGAAAAUCCCAGGGGAUCAGCAGUUUCUUUAAUACUCAAACCAGCCCAUCUGGCGCUAACAACCAUGCUACGGUUAAAGUCCCUGUGUAUCUGCAUGAUUUUAUGCAUUGUGCUGCUGCCACAUGAUUGACUGAUGGGAGAAUUGCACGAAUGAGCAGGUUUACAUAUAUUCCUAUUAAAUAGUGGCUGGUGAGUGUACGUUGGUCAUUGUGGCUCAUGUCGGUAUGCAUAUUAUAUCCAGGUGUUGAUUAUUUGGUUUAUUAUUUAAAAAAAAAAAUCAAUUAAUACAGUACUUAUAUUAUUUGAUUUAUUAAUGUUGGAAUUCAGCUGGAACUAAUGUGUUAAAAAUGGUCAGUUAAAGGAAUGUUAAUGUACAGUGUUGCCGUUUUAUCAAGAUAGAUGAGUAAAACUCUCAAGGACAAUAUUUAAAAAAAAAAAAAUAAUAA
Molecule: messenger RNA, 3904 nt
Organism: Ictalurus punctatus (channel catfish)
Lineage: Eukaryota; Metazoa; Chordata; Actinopteri; Siluriformes; Ictaluridae
Gene: cog2
Product: component of oligomeric golgi complex 2
Exons: 18
Coding region: 133-2328 (731 amino acids)
Biological process (GO): Golgi organization; intra-Golgi vesicle-mediated transport; protein transport
Cellular component (GO): membrane; COG complex
Source: RefSeq, a predicted model, not a curated record